Sparassis crispa is the source of this 3702-nucleotide messenger RNA. RefSeq lists its product with no specific name. NCBI's taxonomy places the organism in Eukaryota, Fungi, Basidiomycota, Agaricomycetes, Polyporales, Sparassidaceae. Gene Ontology annotation, molecular function: GTP binding; GTPase activity; translation initiation factor activity. The record is from RefSeq and is a predicted model, not a curated record. The coding region runs from base 1 to 3702 and encodes 1233 amino acids. The transcript has 17 exons.
AUGGCACCCAAGAACAAGGCAAAGAAAGGGAAAAAGCAGGACGAUGACGAGUUCUGGGAGAACGCUGGCACCACCGUUACCGGCGACAACGCUGGGACAUCGCUCGCUGCUGCAGACGCAUCCGACGAUGACCUCAAAUCGGCACGUAAAGGCAGCGGCUUCUCCGCCUUUGCCCAGCUGGGCGUGGAGCACGGCGGCGCAGGCGGCGAGGACGAAGACUUCGGCGGGUUGAUGUCCGCUAUCAAGGCGUCCUCGAAAAACAAGAAGGAUAAGAAGGGCAAGAAGCCACCUGCGGUGACCUCCGUGUCCUUCGCAGAUGGCCCGUCACCUGGCAAUGGCUCGGAUGGUGAGGCCGCCGCGGCGCAAGGCGACAUCAGUGCACCGAGGAAACCUGUGGAAAUGACCGCUGACGAUCUCGCGGACGAGGAAUGGGGACCUGCGAAGGGGAAGGGUAAGAAGGCAAAGAAAAGCAAGGGAAAGAAGGGCAAAACUCCGGAUGAGGAUCUCGACCAGGAGCCAGCUGCUGCAGAGAGUGAGGUAGCGCCUGAAGAAGCUGUGGCACCAGCACCAGCGGAGCCAAAAGACGAGGAUGAGGCGGACGAGGAUGCGGGCGACGACGCAGGUCCGAAGGUCUUGUCAAAGAAGGAGAAGGAGAAGCUGAAGAAGGAGCGCGAAAAGGCCAAGAAAAAGGCGCAGGCAGCAGCGAAAAAGACUGCACAAGGAGAUGCAGCUCCCCAACCCGCCGAAGUUCCCGCGACCGCGACCGCUAUCGCGCCUACACCUGCGGAGAAGGAGGAAGAAGAGGAGGAGGAGGAGGCUGAGGCGGGCGGUGCGAAAGCCGAUUCGAAGAAGAAGAAAAAGAAGAAGGCCAAGAAAGAUGAGGAGCCCGUACCCGCGCCUGCUGCAGGGAAGAAGAAGGGCGCGUCUGGUAUCAGUGCGCUGAAGGCGCUGAUGGAGGAGAAGAAGCGACUGGAGGAGGAGGCGCGGAGGCAGGAAGAGGAAGAGAGGAAGAGGAUUGAAGAAGAGGAACGGAAGGCGGAGGAAGAAGCGCGGAGAAAGGAGGAGGAGAAGCAGCGGAAGAAAGAGAAGGAGAAGGCGAAGCGAGAGCUUGCUAAGAAGGAGGGACGCCUCCUGACCAAGAAGCAGAAGGAGGAGCAAAGGGCAGCCGAGUUGCGCAAGCAAGCUCUUCUUGCUUCUGGAGUUCAGAUCGAAGGUCUGCAACAGGCUUUCAGUACACACCCAGCCAAGAAGGUCGUCUACGGCAACCGCAAGAAGAAGGCUCCCGCGAGCGCAACCGGUAGCGGUCCCGCCACCCGAGAACACUCGCCUGUACGGGAGGAGAAGCCACCAAUCGCCGAACCUGUCGCACAGCCAAGCGAAGAGAGUGCGGAGAAGGUUGAGGGUGUCAAGGACGAUUGGGAUGCAAGCAGCGACGAAGAGCAGAAGCUAGCAGAGGGUGUGAAGGAGUCUUGGGACGAAAGCAGUGGCGAUGAAGAAGGGGAAGCUGCGAAACCAUCUCCUACUGCCAACGGUGCGGCUAAAGCAGCAUCGUCUUCGAAACCAGCAACAGCGGAGAAGGCAGCGUCUGCCAAAGCUGCUCCAAAGAAACCAGUACCCGCUGCGGCAGCCCCUUCAAAGGCUCGUGCACCUGCCAAAGCAAAAGGCGCUAGUACAAAUGGGCCCAAGAAAGCAGAAUCCGAGUCAGAGGAAGAGAGCUCCUCGGAAGGGGAGUCAGAGGAAGAGUCGGAUUCUGAGGAAGACUCUGACUCUUCGGAAGAGGAGUCAGGUUCCGAUGGCAUGACGAACACCCAGCGCAUGGCAGCAAAGAAGAAACUCGAGGCGGCUGAACGGCGGGCAAAGGCUCAUGAGGCAGCACUUGCUGCCAGGAACAAGGACGAUCUGCGGAGCCCCAUUUGCUGUAUCUUGGGUCACGUCGAUACUGGUAAAACGAAGCUCUUGGAUAAGAUUCGUCAAACAAAUGUGCAAGAGGGAGAAGCUGGCGGUAUCACGCAACAAAUAGGUGCAACUUACUUCCCUGCUGACGCAAUCAAGACCAAGACGGCGAUUCUCAACAAGGAUGGGCACCAAGAUUACAAGAUUCCUGGUCUCUUGGUUAUCGAUACUCCUGGUCACGAGUCCUUUACGAACUUACGUUCUCGUGGAAGUUCGCUAUGUAACAUUGCUAUUCUUGUCGUCGAUAUCAUGCAUGGUCUUGAGCCACAAACACUAGAGUCUCUACGCUUACUGAGAGACCGGAAAACGCCAUUCAUCGUCGCCCUGAACAAGAUUGAUCGUAUGUAUGGCUGGCAAGCUACUCCCGAUAAUGACUUCCACAGCUCUCUGGCGAAGCAGAGUGGCGCCGUGCAGCGAGAAUUCGAGGAUCGCGUCGAGAAGACGAUCCUCGCGUUCGCUGAACAAGGGUUGAACGCCGUUCUCUAUUACGACAACAAGAACUUUGCGCGCAACGUCUCUCUGGUUCCGACGUCCGCCAUCACCGGAGAGGGUAUUCCGGACAUGAUCAUGCUCCUCGUGAAUCUCACUCAGCAGCGGAUGAGUGAUCGUCUAAUGUACUUGUCGGAGCUCGAGUGUACAGUGUUGGAAGUCAAGGUCAUCGAGGGUCUCGGAACGACCAUUGAUGUCGUCUUGUCCAACGGCAUUCUGCACGAAGGGGACAAGAUCGUCGUGUGCGGUCUGAACGGACCAAUCGUCACUCAAAUUCGUGCGUUAUUGACACCGCAGCCUCUCCGUGAACUCCGUAUCAAGUCUGCAUAUGUUCACCACAAGGAGGUGAAGGCCGCUCUUGGUGUUAAGCUCGUGGCUCCCGAUCUUGAGAAGGCUAUUGCUGGUUCCCGCCUCCUUGUCGUUGGCCCGGAUGACGAUGAAGACGACCUCAUGGAAGAAGUCAUGUCUGACCUGACAACUCUGCUGAACUCAAUUGACAAGUCCGGCCGUGGAGUGUGUGUGCAAGCAAGUACGCUGGGUUCGCUGGAGGCGCUGCUGGACUUCCUGAAGAGCAGCAAGAUUCCUGUCUCUGGAAUCAACAUCGGUCCGGUCCACAAGAGGGACGUCAUGCGUGCGGCGACGAUGCUGGAGAGGGCGAGAGAACUCGCUUGUAUUCUUUGCUUCGAUGUCGUGGUCGAUAGGGAAGCGGAGAAGCUGGCGGAAGAGAUGGGCAUUCGUCUAUUCAAAGCGGACAUCAUCUACCACCUCUUCGACGCCUUCACUGCUUACAACAAUGAGAUCACGGAGGCUAAGCGGAGAGAUGCUGCUCCUCAAGCGGUCUGGCCUUGUAGGCUCAAGAUCAUCGCUGCAUUCUGUAAGCGUGACCCAAUUAUUCUGGGUGUCGAUAUCCUCGAUGGCACAUUGCGUGUUGGAACGCCCAUUUGUGUCGUGAAGGUGGAUCCAGAAACGCAGAAAAAGGAUAUUAUCGAUCUUGGCAAAAUCACAUCGUUGGAGAUCAACCACAAGGCGUUUGAUAUCGUGAAGAAAUCCCAGGCCGGUGGUGGCGUCGCGGUCAAGAUCGAGCAUGCCGUCUACCAGUCUGCGAAGAUGUUUGGCCGUCACUUUGACGAUAAAGAUGAAUUAUACUCCCGCAUUACGCGGCAGAGUAUCGAUGUGUUGAAGGCAUCUUUCAAGACAGAUGUGACGAACGAAGAGUGGCUGUUGAUCAAGGCGUUGAAACCGCGUCUCAACAUCCAGUGA